This is a messenger RNA of Peromyscus leucopus (white-footed mouse), 1694 nucleotides long. RefSeq names its product cell division cycle 5-like protein. Gene Ontology annotation, cellular component: spliceosomal complex; Prp19 complex. The coding region runs from base 552 to 1157 and encodes 201 amino acids. Lineage: Eukaryota; Metazoa; Chordata; Mammalia; Rodentia; Cricetidae. Gene Ontology annotation, molecular function: DNA-binding transcription factor activity, RNA polymerase II-specific; RNA polymerase II transcription regulatory region sequence-specific DNA binding. Gene Ontology annotation, biological process: mRNA splicing, via spliceosome; regulation of transcription by RNA polymerase II. The record is from RefSeq and is a predicted model, not a curated record. The transcript has a single exon.
CAAUAUAUCAACUACACACAUAGGCUUCUUUUUCCCCCUUUCAGGACUCCUCCAAAUGGAGCUGAAGUGCUGAUUCCCCAAAGUGGAACAAAACCCAAACCAAUCACUAAUGCCACCCUAGGUAAUACACCAUUUAGACACUAAACAUUAGUCCAGAGGAUGGAAUGGUAGACUAUAGUGUGUCCUCUUAUGUGAAGCACAUGGAAAGAGAAUCUUGUGAACAUCUCCAACUUGGGUUGGUGGGCCUUCCUGCUCCUAAGAAAGAUUUUCAAAUGCUUCUACCAGAAAAUGCUGAGAAGGAGCUGGAAGAUCAUGAAACAGAUGAUUCCUACAUUGAAGAUACUGCUCUUGUGGAUGCUGGAAAGGAGGCCAUAUGAGAAGCUGAGCAUGUAAAGGAAAUGAAACAAAUGCACAAAGCUGUUCAGAAGGAUAUACCACAAGCGUGUGAAGUAAAGGAAACUGUUUUAAGACCUGUAAAUGUAAACUACCUCUAAAAGAUUUACAGAGAAGUGAAGAAUUGAUCAAAAAAGAAUUGAUGAUAAUGCUUCAUUAUGACCUACACCACCACUAUGAGCCGUCUGGAAAUAAAAAGGGAAAAACUGUUGGAUUGGUACCAACAAAUUACAUUACCUAUCUUGAGCACAGCCCUUAUGAGAAGUUCUCCAAAGAAAUUGAAAAAGGCCCAGGAUGUUCUCAUGCAAGAGAUGGACAUGGUAAAACAAGGAAUGAGCCUUGGAGAAUCUCCAGUGAAGCUUACAACCAGGUGUGGAAAGAAUGCUACAGUCAAGUGCUGUAUCUUCCUGUUCAGAGCUGCUACACAAGGGCAAAAAGUUAGCAAAAAGGCCAGAAUUGGAUCACUUGAAAAAAGACUUGAGAUAAAAAGGGGUCACAUGACAACAGAAGCCAAGAGAGCUGCAGAGAUGGAAAAGAAGAUGAACGUUUUGUUUGGUAGUUACCACUCACCUGCUAUGGGGCUCAUGAGUAAGCUGGAUGACUUUUGGGACCAAAUUGAACAGGCUCUCUUGAAGCUUUGCACUUUUGAAGAACUCAGGAAACAUGAAGAUUGCCAUUCCUCAGAGGCUAGAGUGUCUAAAAGAUGUGCAGCAGCAACAAGAAUGAGAGAAAGAGCUUCAGGCAAAGUUCUGAAGCACAGUUGAUGCUCUGCCACAGAAGAACUAGUUGGAAUGUCUUCUUAGCAGACCACUAGCUUCUACCACCUCAGGAGCUAAGAAAGGCAUCAGAGAAUAUCUGAAACCUAUUGCUGAGAUUUCCUCAUUUUGUUUUUAACCCACUUACCUGAUGUCUCCAUGAUGCAUUUGUCAAAUGCAUCGAUUUAUGACAUUCUUUUGUUCAACCUGAAUCUGUGUUCCCAGGCUGUCCUUAUUCAUGUUUGACUCAGAAAAGAACCACAUCUUACUGCCUUUGGGGUGAGCACUGUGCUUUGUGUUGGCAAUGGAGAACAAUACUUAUUCCUAAUUAUCAAGUGGGGGAAAACAGGUGCUGUUACUGGAGGUUUACGUGCAAAGUCUGAAAUCAGACAGCUGCAGAUAGAGAAAUUAGCAUCUUUGCUGGCAGAAGAUAACUCAACACAUCUGGGCAUGAGGCAGAAUUGUAGAAGCAGGAGAGGAAGUGCAGCAGGAGAGAGCCAGGAGGCAAUGCCGCUGCUUAGGAGGUGAGACCGGCUGAGCAGAAAA